GCUGUUUCACGUCUGCUAAAAGACUGUGAUGAACAAGGGCUGUGCAGCAGAAGGAGUCUGACAAUCGACUCGGAACAACUCACGGCAAAGAUUGUCGGUGGAAUUGCUGUCAGUGAUAAGCUCUCAGCAAAGCUAAUUCGACAAGGAGGAGCAUUGCGAAAUAUUGUCCUAAAAAAAUUCCAUCAACCAAAUGCGCAGUUGUCAACAAGAACAGUGAAUGUUUUAAAAGGAUUAAUUGAAUUUAUACUGAACGAACUGCACACACAUCACCAAACAUAUUUCGUAGCGAUGGAAUUGCUCAAUAAACUGGCUGCUGUAAACGAAAUUUUGGCUAAUUAUCAACAAAAUGCUAAGGCCAGUGAAAUCAGUUCUUUCCCGGAUACUGUGUUGUCGAAGUUGUAUCAGCAGCAUCCUGAAUAUAUUUUAUUUAAACAUUCUCUAAUAAGUAUACAAGAAGCUGCAGAAAGAGUGCUUGGAGUUAUCCAUUCGUCAUUGGUACACUUCUCUGGAUUUCAGCCUGCCGCCAUUUGGAAAAUCUCUGACAUUUCGCAUGUUUUGGACACUAUCGAACAAGAAAAUCUCACGGUAAAAUCUGAGUUGUCACGCUUGCACUCUGUUUUGGCUGAGGAGGUUGAAGAAGCACGGGAAGCUUGGCGAAAUUUGGAAACACUAGCUGAACCAGCUCCGCUCGAGGAAAUUGUUCGGGAUGGGAAAUGGGACGAAAUGCAUUUCAUACCACUCACAUUUCAAGAAGCUUGUAAACAGACCGAGCCAUCUCAGCUUCGUCAUGCAGGAUUCAUGGAUGCAUUGAGCACUUUAAAAAGAAUCUUGGAGCUAUCGCGUUUGGAUAAAGCCGUUGAAAGUGUUUGGAAUUUAUGCGUGCAAUUGUCAAAUGGAUGGAUGCCGCCCGAUUCCCUCAUUUUGGGAGCUGUUUCUCAGGCAGCCUCAGCUUAUGAAGUAUUUUCCUAUAUUGUCGACUUGUAUGACCAGUAUAUUAUUCGUUUGGCCAAUUUUUAUAUUUAUUUUGGAGCUCUGUCUGCCACACUUCUCGAGAAGGGAUAUGUAAACCCAAUACCACAGGUGCAGGAAGAGCAGAACCCGAAAAGCAGCAAUAAAAUGCAGCCUUGCGAUGAUGUUGCUGGUAUGGGUGAUGCCAGUGGAGAUAAAGACGUUGGUGAGGAAAUCGAAGAAACGGGACAGGUUGAAGGGCUGCAAGGCGACAACAAUGCCAAUGAUGAUUCUGAUGAGAAGGGAACGGAAAAGCCUAGUGAAAGUACACCGCUUGAAAUGGACGAUGAUUUUGCGGGCACUCUGGAAGAUGUCGAUCGCGAAGAACAAAGCGAUAAUGAAGGAAGCGAUGAAGGUGAAGAAAAUGAACCGAACGCGGACCAGGAAAUGGGUGCUGUUGAUCAAAGUGAAGAAGAUAAACUGGAUCCAGAAUUAUGGGAUAAUGAUGGGGAUGAAAAAGAACUCGCUGACGAAAAUGAAGGCGCGAACAAGGCCACUGACAAACUGGUUGCUAAUAAGGAGGAAGAAGCUACUGGGGCUAAUAACGAAGAGAACAAAGCAACAGAAGAUAAUGCUAAUGGUGAUGUUGAUAUGGAGAAUGUUGAUGAGCGCGAAAAUUUGAAUGGAGAUGACGAAGGCACUACAGAAAUUGACAAUGAGAAGGGCAGUGGUAAUGAGGAUGAAGAAAAUUUGGGGGAGGAGGAGGGUAUGGAGGCGGUAAUGGACAAUAACUUGCACGAGAACGAUGAUGAAGUUGAAAGUGUUGGUGGCAGUGCGACUGAAGUUGAUGCUAGUCAAGAUGCAGAGGAUCAACAGGAUCACGAGGAUAACGUAGAAGAUAUCGAUAAAAAUGACGAAACUGUGGAAGACUUAACCGGCGAUGAUCAACCUGUGAAAGGGGAUACGGGAGGAAUGGAUAGUAGAGCGCCGGAAGAUGUUGAUGGUGGUGAUGACGUUGAAAUCGGCAGUGGUGCUCAAGCUGAAAUGGAAAAUGAAAGCAAAGACAUCGAUAAAAAUGACGAAACUGUAGAAGAAUUAACUGGCGAUGAUCAACCUGUGAAAGGCGAUGCAGGAGGAAUGGAUACUGGAGCGCCGGAAAAUGUUGAUGAUGGUGAUGACGUUGAAAUCGGCAGUGGUACUCAAGCUGAAAUGGAAAAUGAGAGCAACAAGAGCGGGAAUUUGGAGAACGAAAUAGACAACAAAGAGAAGAAAGCUUUGAAAGGCAAAGGUAAAGGUAAUGAGAAAUCAAAUGAAUCCAACGAAUGCGACAAUAAGUUGGAAAGAGAAAAGAAAUUGGCCGGUGACGAUGUUGCCGCUGACAUUGCUGUACAGCAAGCGCCUCCUGGUGAAAGCGGUCAGGAAGACGAAGACAGUCCAGAAUUUGGACACGCCGACCAACACAGUAGCAGCAUACAGGAACGAAUCGUUAUUGAUAAGAGUUCGGUCGAAGAAGCGAAAAAAUCAAAAGAAAAAGCAAAGCAACUGGAAAACUUAUGUAUCGAUGAGAAGCAGAUUGAUGAAAAAAUGGUGGACGAAGUUACAAUGGAAGAGGAAGAUGAUGAGUGGGAAUCACUAUCUGUUGAUCUUCGGGAAUCCAAUAUUCACAGUUCAGUGAUUCAUACAGCUGCGGAUUUUUACAGCUUGGCAAGUUUAUUCAGUUAA
Gongylonema pulchrum is the source of this 2670-nucleotide messenger RNA. The record is from the annotation of a GenBank genome assembly. Lineage: Eukaryota; Metazoa; Nematoda; Chromadorea; Rhabditida; Gongylonematidae.